AUGCAGUCUGAAUCCAAGAAGCAUGAAGAAGAGACACCUUCUCUAUACUGGGGGAUGAAUCCUGUGUUUUCUGCAUUUGCAAGACUCUAUAUUAAAGAUAUACGAGAAAUGAAAGAAUCUAAGCAAGUGCCAGGUAUAUUCUUUUAUAAUGGACAUCCAGUGAGACAGGUGGAUAUUGUUGGGAUAGUGGUUCUAAUAAAAGAACGAGAUGCCUUUUAUAAUUAUGGAGUGGAUGACAGUACUGGAGUUAUAAAUUGCAUGUGCUGGAAAAAUCCAAUGGUAGAAGAAAUAUCUUUAUCAGGUCACCCAAGUACAGCCAGCAGUCUUGGUGUGCUCGAACAGAUGAAGAAACUGCAGAAAAUGGUGAUCCAGAAAACCAAGCUGAGUCUUGGGGAUGUCAUCAGGGUCAGAGGUCACAUCCGAACCUACAGGCAGCAAAGAGAAGUUCACGCUUCAUGUUUUUAUAAGGUGGAUGAUGAUUUCUAUGAUGUUCAGAUUUCAAGAAUGCUGGAACUCCCCUGUCUCUAUAGAGAAGUUUAUGAUAAGCCUUUCCAAGGCUUGGAGGAGGGACAGAGGUAAAUGUGGGAUCCAGACGGUGGCCUGGAGGGUCAGAAUUUCUCAAUCGUGCUGCAUGAGAAAGUGAAAGGCUUUCUCUUAGAAAACAAAAUUCAGACCUUUUACCAACAGGAGUUGGAAACAAUUGAUACUCUGGUGUCAUUGGCUGGUGUGCAUCCCCCCAGACCCAGCUGCCAGGAGGUGAAAUCAAAAAGUGACUCCUCUUCCAAAAUGAUUCACAGUGCUUUUAAGGAAGCAAUAAAGAUGCUACAAGAAAAAGGAGUGGUUUUCCAGAAACCUAGUAGCCCCAAGGACUUAUACCAUGUGACUGACCAUGAUAAGGAGCUGCUUAAAGUGACGCUUGAUAUGAUUAAAGAAGACUGUCGAAAACCCAGGCAUGCUGAAAAAGGCUGUCAUUUUCUUCAUGUCCUGACUUGUGUUAGGCAGAGCUACAACCCCUCUCUGACUGAAGCAGUGCUGCAUCGUGUCAUGGAACUGCUUGAGAGUAACAGUGAUGUUGUCAGCAGCAUGGAAGGAUAUUAUAUUGUCUUUUAA
This is a messenger RNA of Indicator indicator, 1110 nucleotides long. It is a transcript of the gene STN1, whose product is annotated as STN1 subunit of CST complex. Gene Ontology annotation, biological process: DNA replication; double-strand break repair via homologous recombination; nucleotide-excision repair. The record is from RefSeq and is a predicted model, not a curated record. NCBI's taxonomy places the organism in Eukaryota, Metazoa, Chordata, Aves, Piciformes, Indicatoridae. Gene Ontology annotation, molecular function: single-stranded telomeric DNA binding. Gene Ontology annotation, cellular component: CST complex; site of double-strand break; DNA replication factor A complex. The transcript is spliced from 9 exons.